AUGGCUCUAUGUCGACAAAAUUUAGAGUUGUGCAAAAAACAAAAAAGAGAUAUAAUACAAAGGUUCCAAAACAAAGCACUUUUUGAAGCAGUUAACGCCUACUGGUAUGUGCAAAAUGCUGAUAUUUAUCGUAAUCUUCAAAUACCUACUGUGAAUCAUUUGAAAAGUGUACAGCCACAAGAUCUGUUCACUCAGCUCAAGGCACAUUGGCCGACAGACCAACUUCCACAAGUAAAUUUAAAUAAGUUUUUCUACGAUUGGACUGAGAAAGUAGGCUAUCCUUACAUAUUCGUACGCUUUGAAUAUAACGGAGAUAGCAUUUAUAUAGAACAACACCGUUUCUUAUUCGAUCCCAUAGAAGGAAGCAAUCCAAACCUUUAUUACACAAUACCUAUAACCUUCACUACUGAUAAACAAAAAAAUUUUAAUGACUUAAAACCGAAAUUUUAUAUGGACAAUUCCGGAAUCAGCUUUUUGCAACAGCUUGAGGAGAAUGCUGAGUGGAUUAUUUUCAAUUUACAGCAAUCUAACUACUACCGGGUGCUCUAUGAUGAGAAAAUACUGACCAAUAUCAGAAAAGCACUUCUUCAGAAAAAUCAUAGUGACAUUCCCGUCAUCAAUCGUGCACAACUUGUGGAUGAUUUGUUUAAUUUUGCACGUAACGGAUCAGUUAGUUAUAAUAGAGUCUUUGAGUUCGUGGAAUAUUUGGCAUUUGAAACAGAAUAUUUACCUUGGUAUGCUGCCUUCUCCGGAUUUGAGCAUGUAACAAAGCGGUUACCAUUGAAGAGACAAAAAGAUUUUGGUGACUUUUUGGAAAAAAUCGCGAAAGCAGUUUACGAAAAAUUGUACUUUGAGAAUAAUAAUGAUACUGUACUUGAUGUUUAUAAUCGUAACAAAGUGAUAAAUUGGGUAUGCAAAUAUAGAAUAAGCGAUUGCAACGAGAAAGCGCAACAAGUAUUAAAUAACGUAUAUUCUACAAAAGUCAAGCCUUCACCUGAUUUCAGAGAGACACUCUACUGUAAUGCCAUACGCAAUGGUAUUUUCAUGAUGUAUUCAACUGUACAUGAUUUUUUUAAAAGUGAAGUUGUAAUUACUGAAAAAGAGUUAUUGGCUCGUGCGUUAGGAUGUACACGACACCAUUAUGAACUACAUUUUGCCCAUAUAUUACUCGACAUAAUACCAACUCAUUACAAAGUCAUGUCUUUAAAACCUUUGUAUAGAGAAAAUCCAGAAAAUGUAGGACCCGUUUUUAAUCUCAUAACAGAAAAUAUUGAAAAGUUAUCUGAAGCACUUGGAGAAUGGUCAGAUGCGGCUAAUAUAGUUAAUGAUAUAGCAGACUACUUGACUACCAAAGAUCAACAAACACAAUUGGAAACUUUUGUUAAGGAGAAAGGAGAACUUUUUGGAACUUCAAAAGCUACUUUAGAUAGAGCAGUAAUCAAAGUUUCCAACAAUUUAGUGUGGGCCGAGAAUAAUCUCGGUACACUGUACACUUAUUUCGACAAAGGAAAUAGUGCUACAAUAAAUCAAAUGACGGCAACCUUAAUUUUUUGCCUCAGUAUUUUUUAUUAUUUUGUAACAAGACGAAACUAA
Messenger RNA from Teleopsis dalmanni, 1593 nucleotides. RefSeq names its product membrane alanyl aminopeptidase-like. Lineage: Eukaryota; Metazoa; Arthropoda; Insecta; Diptera; Diopsidae. The transcript has 4 exons. The record is from RefSeq and is a predicted model, not a curated record. Gene Ontology annotation, cellular component: cytoplasm. Gene Ontology annotation, biological process: proteolysis; peptide catabolic process. Gene Ontology annotation, molecular function: zinc ion binding; peptide binding; metalloaminopeptidase activity. The coding region runs from base 1 to 1593 and encodes 530 amino acids.